Molecule: messenger RNA, 1528 nt
Organism: Populus euphratica (Euphrates poplar)
Lineage: Eukaryota; Viridiplantae; Streptophyta; Magnoliopsida; Malpighiales; Salicaceae
Product: acyl-protein thioesterase 2-like
Exons: 11
Coding region: 273-1046 (257 amino acids)
Molecular function (GO): hydrolase activity
Source: RefSeq, a predicted model, not a curated record
GCUGUGGGGGUUCCACCGUCAAUGUGAACGAAGCAAACAAAACAAAGGUUGUAAGAGAGAAAGAGGAAAGUGAAAUUUGAAAAAGGCCUUAUGCUUUUAAGGGUUUUAUUCUUAACACAGAUCUUCAUAGACAGACAUGUAACAAGCAAGCUCACGGUGAAACUAAGUUGAAGGUUUCAACUUCAAGAUUUGCAUGCUAAUGGGAACUCAAGAGCUCAACUUGAACAUUCAUAAAAAAUCCUGCUCAGUUUAAGUUUGUUUGGUGGAAUAUAAUGAGCUACAAUACCUCCGCUGUAGGAUCUGGCAGUAGGAAUACUACAAGAACAUUUGAGUUUGGAAGGACCCAUGUGGUGAGGCCUAAAGGAAAGCACCAGGCCACUAUAGUUUGGCUGCAUGGCCUUGGUGAUAAGGGCUCAAGCUGGUCCCAGCUCUUGGAAACCCUUCCUCUUCCAAAUAUUAAAUGGAUAUGCCCAACUGCUCCAACCAGGCCAGUAGCAAUAUUUGGUGGAUUUCCAUGCACUGCUUGGUUUGAUGUUGGGGAUAUUUCCGAAGAUGCCCCAGAUGAUUUGGAGGGGCUAGAUGCUUCAGCAGCACAUGUUGCAAAUCUUUUAUCGACUGAGCCUGCUGAUAUCAAACUUGGUGUAGGUGGCUUCAGUAUGGGAGCUGCAACCGCUCUCUACUCUGCCACAUGCCACAUUUUAGGGCAAUAUGGGAAUGGAAACCUGUACCCAAUCAACUUAAGUGUAGUUGUUGGUCUAAGUGGCUGGCUUCCAUGUUCAAGGACCUUGAGGAACCGGAUGGAAAGAUCAGAUGAAGCUGCAAGACGUGCAGCAUCCUUGCCCAUCUUGCUCUGCCAUGGCUCAGGUGAUGAUGUGGUUGCACAUCAACAUGGAGAGAAAUCAGCACAAGCAUUAAGUUCAGCUGGAUUCCGAAAUCUUACAUUUAGAAGCUAUAAUGGGCUUGGCCAUUACACAAUCCCUGAAGAGAUGGAUGAAGUUUGUAAUUGGCUUACCACGAGGUCAGGUCUCGACGGGCCACGGUCUUAAAAAAGAACUGUCAAGGAGCAAGGGCACACGGGGUUACAGAAGAAUGUAUAAUGGAUAGGAAAGGCAUUCCAGAAUAUAUGCAUGGUGUGGGGUUUGUGGUAUAGAUCAUGGUUUAAUUCAUUAUUCCUCGAUGUCAUUUUCUUAAAUAAACUCCUUUUCUCAGUUGAUUUUCUUUUUUGUUUGGGCUUCCUAUCAUAUUCUGAUGGCUAGCAUGGGCUUUUUUAGUAUUAUUGGGUUUUUUUUUUUUCUCUUUUGCAUCUAGAGAGUUGGAAAGGGGGACAUGGAUGAUUCUUUCAUUCUCUGAAUCCAGGAAAUUUUAUGAGCUAUUUGACUGAGAAUGAUGUAUCUGUGAGGUUACCAGCAUUAGAUGGAUUUCAGGUACAAAGGGCUAGCUAUGGGCUGGCUUCUCACUCUUUCAUGAUGUAUUGUUUCGAUCAUAUCAAGAAGCAUUUAUAAUGUCAAGGCCAGAGAAAGUUUCUUAA